Suillus subaureus is the source of this 1096-nucleotide messenger RNA. RefSeq lists its product as uncharacterized. Bases 212 to 943 code for a protein of 243 amino acids. Lineage: Eukaryota; Fungi; Basidiomycota; Agaricomycetes; Boletales; Suillaceae. The record is from RefSeq and is a predicted model, not a curated record. The transcript is spliced from 7 exons.
GUUGAAAAGCCUGGCGCAGCAUGGGCCACCUCUACCUUAUCACAAGUGCAUGCACUGCGAAUGUAUAUCUGAAACGAUCUGAGAUAGGUUGCACCGCUUGGUGAACAUCAGCAUGUGAGUACCUUUAUGGUCCAUGGGACGUAUGACCGUCAUUUCUGUGUUACGGUGAGCCUUUUACAUAACACGCAGUACUGUUCCUUUCCAGUCUUCUAUGACCAUCAUGAUCAUAUCGAACAGUGGUCUUCCAGCAGCUCAUUCACAGUAUCGCCUUUUCCUUUGCCGUCCUCCUUCAGAAAUUAGAUGGUCGAUCACGCCAUCAUAUUGUGUCGUGCAAAAUGACAUGUACCUGCCCACCGCGGGGAUAUUUAGAGCUGAACCAUUUGCAAGACCAUUUGCACAUCGUGUCAAGAGGGGAUCAAAGCCAAAUAUCGUCCUGAUGGGAUCCCGGUUGCCACAUAGCCCUAAGUCCGAAGGUAACGAACCAGAACUUGCUGGGAAUGUUGCCGGCAUGUUUUCCAUUCACAAAAAGCGCCUUGCGAUGUUUCUCACUUCGUCUCUUCUCUUGCUAUGUGAUGUUUCAAUCAUAGACAACGAGUCUCGAGACGGCACUCUCUCACGGAGUGGCAGUUGCGUGCACUACGCUGAGGUUGUCACAUCAGUACUAUGUCGCGCGAUUGUGGUGGGAAGACAUGUGGGCAGCACUAUCCCUGGCUUUCGAUUUAAUCUGCUUUAUCAUGCGACUUCUCGAGAUUGUAGGUGCAGCGGUCAACCGCGUAUCUUGGCUCGUAUCCAUAGCCGUUCCGAUAAGUCGUUACCCGUCGUUCAAGUUCGUACUUCUUGUACUCACGUCUUGCAAGGUUUGCGAGAGCCAGCAUCCUAUGCUCCUGAAAGUGCCCUCAGUUACGUCGUUUAUGGCACAGCAUUCCCAAUUUUGUUGCGAUAACAUAAUUCAAAUUACGGACGUAUUUUCAGAUGAAAUGCUAGAUACCCUGCUCCUUCUGAUAUCGCAUCGCAUCUAGCUACCUGAGAGCCGAAAUAUACUAGUCUUGCUAUCAUUCUCCGCAGCUAUUUUCAACGUCAGCGCUGUGACUACUAU